Molecule: messenger RNA, 2312 nt
Organism: Frankliniella occidentalis (western flower thrips)
Lineage: Eukaryota; Metazoa; Arthropoda; Insecta; Thysanoptera; Thripidae
Product: recQ-mediated genome instability protein 1
Exons: 8
Coding region: 297-2180 (627 amino acids)
Biological process (GO): double-strand break repair via homologous recombination; resolution of meiotic recombination intermediates
Cellular component (GO): RecQ family helicase-topoisomerase III complex; nuclear body
Molecular function (GO): nucleotide binding
Source: RefSeq, a predicted model, not a curated record
CGCCUACUCCAAGAGGACGUAAAGAACAAGAAUCGAAUGUAUGCGCGCGAAAGUUGACAUGGCAUGAAUUGUGCAGAAGGUGUUAUGUUUUGUGUUAGAUGAAAGCGGAAGAGUGUCAAUUUAAGCCGUAAUUAUUUUCAGGAUUCUAUUAUGAGGCAUAAAUUUGUUAUUGGAGCUCUUUUUAUCAAUUUUUUGAAACGCAAAUACAUUAUACAUUCAAUGGUACUUUUACAACGUAAUCAGAAUGAAAUAUUCAUCAGUAUCAAAAGUUGAGGUUACUCCAACUUUUGGUAGAAAUGGCUGGAAUAAAUAGAGAAGUUGAAGUGACUCUAACUUCUUUGCGAAAUCGUGGUUGUCAUGUCAGUCAAGAUUGGCUCUCUGAUUGUAUUAAUUUCUUUCGCUCUGAAAAUAAUCAGUAUUCAUUGAAAGAUUUGGAAGCCUUUGUGUAUGAUCAAUGGCUCCUGGCUGAUUUGCGGGAUUUUGGAAUUGCUUCACUUCCACCAAAUUUACAAGGCAUCGUGAAAACCACUUUGCAGGGGAAAAUGGCUUGUCAGGUCGAGUUAGUUACUGACAUCGGUCAUUCAGCAUACAGUCAAAUGCAGAAAGUUCGAAAGGAAGAUGUAGGAAAUUUACAGGUUGAUGAAGUUGGCAGAGAAUUCCAGCAAGCUUGGGAGCCUAAAUCUAAUCGCAUGUUACAAUUAACUCUUUGUGAUGGCAUACAAACCAUCAAAGCAAUCGAAUAUAAACCUAUUUUGAAGCUGAAACCUGAUAUAAUUCCUGGCACCAAGCUAUUAUUAAUUGGUCCUAUUUUGUGUCGGAGAGGAAUUCUUAUGCUUGAAGAAACACAUCUCACAAUUCUUGGAGGUGAAGUUGAAUUCUUGGUUAUUACUAAUGCAUAUGAAAAUGUUCUUGCCAGAAAGUUACAACUACCAGAAAACCCAGACCCUUACAAUUUAACUGCAGUAAACAAUGAAUUGCCAGUUAUUCCGCAAGUAAAUCCUCAGCCUCCAGUGCAGGCAGAAAUCCAGCAAGCUACAAGAAGACCUCCUUCUCCUCAACGACAAUGUAACAACAUUAAUCAAGGAAGACAAGCUAACCAGACUACCAAUCCUGCAGGUCAGGGAGAGCGUACCAAAAGGCUUGUCCAACCAACGUUGGCAUGGUCCAAUCCAACACAAACUGCUAAUUUAGUCCACACCAAUUCACAACAGAAUCAACCGAUAGAAUUCUGUGGUAGUGAUGAAGAUUUUUUAAAUAUUCCCCUAAAUGGUGCUGAUUGGGAAACGGAAAUGGAGUUUGAAACCAGGCCUUCAACAUCUAGCUCACAUAAUUCUACAAAUGUUCCCAAAAAAUCUGAUACUUUAAAUAAUGAAUUUGAUACAGAAUUUGAAAUGGGUUCAGAUGAAGAAGCCAUGUUGUUGCAAGCUGAGGCUAACUUAACUGUGAACUCCACGGCCACUGCACCAACCUCAAGGAUACAAAACUCUUCAAUAGAUAAACCAUUAUCCAAGGUGGAUCGUUUAACAGAGGAGAUUUCUACAUUCAAGAGACCAGCAUCAAGUGCUCUCUCAGAAGAUUCUCUUAGAAAACCUCUCUUCACAAAACGAAGGAAAGAGUCUUCUUCAUCAUCACAGGAAGUUUCAUCAACAACUGAUCUCAACUAUCUCAUAGACGACGAUUUGCUUGAUUUGGGAGAUGAUACUGAGACAAACAGUGCUGACAAUCAUUCAGGUCCUGUUGCAGUACCUCCUCGCCCAUUUGUUUAUAUAUCUCGAAUUCUCCAAGAGAAUAAAAGCUGCUCCAGGACCUACUGUGUGAAAGCAGCUGUGUUAAGUGUUAUCAACAAGCUUUCUAUAGAGGAUGGAGAAUGGAAACUAUCCGCAAAGAUAACUGAUGGUUCUGCAAAUUUAGAUGUCAAGUUUGCACCAAAGGUGUUAGAAGAACUAAUUGGAAUGAGUGCUAAGGCAAUGACUGAGAUGAAAAAGCAAAUGGCAGCACAACCGGAAAAAAAGGAAUUUGUCAGAAAUAAACUGAUGAAAGCUCAGGAACGCUUAGUAAAUCUCAAUUGUCUGUUGGAUGUGGAUAUGGGUCAGAAUCAAGAUAUUCCAAUUGUUGUGGGACUAAAUGACAUUUCAGCUGAUACAUUUACAGCCCUUAAAGCUAGGCAGAUUGAUGCCUGAAAAAUAUUUUAACACAUUGUGAUACAUACCUAGUUAUUAUUUCUUUUUUAUGAAAUUAUUUUUUUUUAUUAUGAAUUUAACUCUCCUUGGAGGUUUGAACAAAAAAGUAAUUAAAGCAGGUUCUGAAUUUGA